AUGACCCAUCUCGAACUGUUCCACAACCUUUCGACGGCGGAGUUCCAAGAUUUCGAAGCCUCGGGCCAAUCCGACGUCAUCCCCGCGUCAAUCUACAUGAAACAUGCACUCACGAGGCCGUAUCUCAUGCACCAACUGCUCGCCUCAUCAGCCUUGCAUCUCAGCCGCAAGAAACCCGAAUCCCAGAACCGCUACCGGACCUACGCGACGGGUCUACAAACGAGGGCGCUGGCGCUAUUCAACGAAAGCCAUCCGGUACUGGAAGUGACGCGGGCGAAUUACGCGCCCAUAUUUUUGUUUUCUUCCUUGGUCGGGCUCCAUGCCAUCUGUGAGACAUUGCAUUAUCAGCGAAACGGAGCGGGAGCGGGAGCCGGGCUUGAAGAGUUCGUCGAGCGCCUCGUCCACGGUCUCAGCACAGUGCGGUCUGCCGGUGGUGGAGAAUGCGAUUCACUUCGGAACAUGAUCGAUGCCACGGACUCGGACGUGUCGCGGACGGCAUAUCGCGAUGCCGUCGCCCAUCUUCAGCACGUAUUUGAUGUGCAGCAGCGGCGUGUGGCUGAUGGUGGUGCUGGCGGCGCCGACAUGCCGUUGCUCUUCACCUGGCCCGUCCUCGUCUCUUCUGAAUAUCUUGCUUUGCUGCGCCAAAGGCAGCCUCAAGCCCUUGUCAUCCUCGCCCACUAUGCUGUCCUUCUACAUCGUGGCCGCCGCUUUUGGCUGCUCGGCGAUGGUGGUCAAUUCCUGAUCGAGUCUAUCUGCGCGACUCUGGGACCUAAAUGGCAGAAAUGGCUGGAGUUUCCAAAAUCCGCCCUUCGAGAUCCGAGCUGA
Messenger RNA from Exophiala dermatitidis NIH/UT8656, 825 nucleotides. RefSeq lists its product as uncharacterized. The transcript is spliced from 2 exons. Gene Ontology annotation, molecular function: DNA-binding transcription activator activity, RNA polymerase II-specific. NCBI's taxonomy places the organism in Eukaryota, Fungi, Ascomycota, Eurotiomycetes, Chaetothyriales, Herpotrichiellaceae. Gene Ontology annotation, biological process: regulation of transcription by RNA polymerase II. Bases 1 to 825 code for a protein of 274 amino acids. The record is from RefSeq and is a predicted model, not a curated record.